UCCCAUCCCUGCAUCAGAUCCAAAUCGAGGAGCGCCAGAUGACAAUAGGAGAGUGACGCAUCCGCAGGUAUCGGCCAUCUGAAAGGGCGGAGUCUUACCGGCAACAUGUUGCACUUUAUUAUUCUCCAGGAAGAUACCAUACCAAAGUCUCUGUCAAUUGUCACAACUUGUCGCAGUUCAAGUUCAAACGAGUUUCACCCUUGCCCUGCUCAACGGGCGGGUGUGCUCCCGCGCCUUGGUCCCGUCCAGGAUCCUCUCUUUAUGGGGGGAUAUUGUUGCAAAGCUUGCCGGUGUCGGAAUCUCUUGGGCGAAAAGAUUUUCGGGCACAAAAAUGUCGAUAGGGUGAAAGUAGAGCAGCCGCAAAGAGAUGCAGAAGUUCCGACCGGGGACACGAACAUAGAUGGGUCUUUGAUCUACAAGGCGCUUUUCCCUUACGAAUCCCGGCACGACGACGAAUUGUCCUUCCAAGAAGGAGAUAUUUUCCAUGUCAUCACUAGCAACGGCGACUGGUGGACCGUGCGGAAGAUAGACAAGGAUGGGUGCGAUUUGGGUUCUGGUUUCGUCCCGUUCAACUACCUGGAGAAGGAAGGGUCUAUGGUCGCACAACCCUGGUAUUUUGGGGAGAUGAGUCGGUUUGAGGCACAGAGCCACCUCACUGAUCCAAAGAACAUGAACGGUGCUUUCCUGAUCCGCAUGAGCCCGAAGGACGGCGUGGGAUACGUGCUCUGUGUGAGGCAGGGGAGCAAAGUGAAGCACUGUUUGAUCGGCCAGAGUGACGGGGGGUUCGCCCUGGAGACGACCCAGUCGUUCAGCUCCCUCGCGGACCUCGUGCUCCACUACCAAACACACCAGAUCCUCACCCGCGAACCACUGGGACAGCCCUGCAAGAGGAGAGAGCCCCAUACUGCAGACCUCUCCAAGGCCACGGUGGAUGAGUGGGAGCUCCCCAAGGACGAGUUCACCCUGGAGGAGCAGCUUGGCAGCGGCUUCUUUGCCGAAGUGUACCGCGGCCGCUGGAAGAACCGCAUAACCGUGGCCAUUAAGAUCAUCAAGAGCGACUCUGAGCUGAACCAUAAGGAGUUUCAGAGGGAGGUGCAGAUUCUCAAAGCCCUGCGUCACCCUCACCUCAUCUCCCUGAUGGCCGUGUGCUCCGCCUCCCCCCCCUAUUACAUCAUCACCGAGCUCAUGCAGAAGGGCAACCUGCUCAGCUUCCUCCGAGGUAGAGAGGGGGGGGCACUGGAGGCGGAGCCUCUGAUUGACAUGGCUGCCCAGGUGGCUGAUGGGAUGGCAUAUCUGGAGGAGAAGAACAGCAUCCACAGAGAUCUGGCGGCUCGCAACGUCCUGGUGGGGGAAAACUACAUCUGUAAGGUGGCAGACUUUGGACUGGCUCGGAUCAUCAAGGAGCCCUUCUACAUCACACUGGACCGGAAGAUUCCGUACAAAUGGACUGCCCCGGAGGCCAUCAGCCACGGGAAGUUCUCCAACAAGUCCGACGUGUGGUCCUUCGGCGUGCUGCUGUAUGAGAUCAUGAGCCGCGGAGGCACUCCCUAUCCAGCCCUCAGCAAUCAGGAAGUGUAUCAGCAGGUUACCACCGGUUACCGUAUGCCAGCUCCUCCCAGCUGCCCUAAAGCCAUAUACAGCAUCAUGACGGAGUGCUGGCAGGCAGACCCACGCUCCAGGCCCGACUUCAAGGAGCUCUGCGUGCGGCUGGGCUGCGGCACUUAUUUAUUUGAGUGAGGCUCUGCCUGCAGUUCUUGUGUGCUGCCCCAAGGAACAGUCGAGACCUGAAUAGAAAACAUGGUUGCUGUUCAUCUGAAUGAUUAUCUUGGUUUCAUGAAUAAUAUAAAAUAAAAAUGAAAUCAAUGCUUUAGGAUUGAUGAAGGGAAUGCAACAUGUACACGUUAUGUUUCAGCCUUUUCGAAGUUUGGCUGUGUAUGUGUAUAUUGUUCUUAGGGUGGAAAAAUGGCCACAUGAUAUCAUGAAUCAAAACGAGUUAUGCAACCUUAUUAGUGUACAUUAGUGUACAUACAGUGUAUCAAAUUACUUAUGUUUAUUAAAUCUGUUUUUUAAAUAUGAUAUCCAUAAUGGGCAUCAAGGAAUUGUUCAUGUUAAACGCCACAGUACAGCCACUCUCACUCCGUGAGGUAUUCAGUGUUGCUUCAAAAGCCAGACUCGUAUACAUGCAAGCUGCCUCAAGGGUUCCAUGAAGAGAAACCAUGCGUGGCCAGGAUCUUAUAUUCACACUUAGUCCUCUUGAGAACCUCUCGUUGAAUCUGAAGUUGCUGAAGAAAAAACUUUGCUGGAUAGGCCUUUGAUUGGGCUAGUGAAAUUAGCAGGCUAAAGUAAGGUUCUUGAUUUUGACAUAAAAGGAGAAUCGUAUUAUUUGUGUUACUCAACAUAUGGUACAUUAUGUAUUAGGCCUAUAUUCAAUGACAGGCCACACAAUGAAUGACCAUUUGUGAUUAUGAUACGUUUUUUUAUUAAAAAAAAAUAUUUAUAUUUAAAAAAAAAUACUCGAAAUAUUGUAGCCCAUAUUGAAUAGAUUUUAUGUUUUGCGUCCGUCAGUGAGAUGUCAUGUCUUCUGUAUGAACACAAGGGCGCAGCAGAGAGCACGUUCUCUAAUAAUUUGCAGCACUGCCGAUUAAGGCGCUGGCAUGCAACCUUGUUUCGUUUAGUUACACACCAAGUUCUUGGUAUACUUAUAAUUGUAUUAAAAAAUAUUGCCCAAGCAUACGUUUUAAGUAGGUGUGUAAGUAUAGGCUUACAUAAUAUUGAUAAUCACGAUACGUUAUAUUUAUAUAGCACUUUUUUAAAUACUCAAAGACAGAUAGACAACGAACAGGGUUGGA
Molecule: messenger RNA, 2849 nt
Organism: Gadus chalcogrammus (walleye pollock)
Lineage: Eukaryota; Metazoa; Chordata; Actinopteri; Gadiformes; Gadidae
Gene: ptk6b
Product: PTK6 protein tyrosine kinase 6b
Exons: 8
Coding region: 106-1737 (543 amino acids)
Biological process (GO): cell differentiation; protein phosphorylation; cell surface receptor protein tyrosine kinase signaling pathway
Cellular component (GO): extrinsic component of cytoplasmic side of plasma membrane
Molecular function (GO): non-membrane spanning protein tyrosine kinase activity; signaling receptor binding; ATP binding
Source: RefSeq, a predicted model, not a curated record